GUUGGCAGCUGCCGGGCGGUCCUGCAGAGCGGCGAGGGCAGCAGCGGAGGGAAAAGAAAAGGGAACGGCUCGCAAUCUGCCCCAGCGGCUGCUGCAAGACCUCGGCGCCAACCCCGCACGAGCGAGCGCCUCACAGCCCCUCGGCCGCCGCUCUAUGUGCUGCUGAGCCGGUCCUGGACCCGACGAGCCCGCCUUCGGUGUUCCGAGCAGAAAUCGCCAAGACGGAAGGACUGGAAAUGGCAGACCAUAUGAUGGCCAUGAACCACGGGCGCUUCCCCGACGGCACCAACGGGCUGCACCACCACCCUGCCCACCGCAUGGGCAUGGGGCAGUUCCCGAGCCCACAUCACCACCAGCAGCAGCAGCCCCAGCACGCCUUCAACGCCCUCAUGGGCGAGCACAUACACUACGGCGCGGGCAACAUGAAUGCCACGAGCGGCAUCAGGCACGCCAUGGGGCCGGGGACUGUGAACGGGGGGCACCCCCCGAGCGCUCUGGCCCCCGCCGCCAGGUUCAACAACUCCCAGUUCAUGGGCCCCCCGGUGGCCAGCCAGGGAGGCUCCCUGCCGGCCAGCAUGCAGCUGCAGAAGCUCAACAACCAGUAUUUCAACCAUCACCCCUACCCCCACAACCACUACAUGCCGGAUUUGCACCCCGCUGCAGGCCACCAGAUGAACGGGACAAACCAGCACUUCCGAGAUUGCAACCCCAAGCACAGCGGCGGCAGCAGCAGCACCCCUGGCGGCGCGGGCGGCAGCGGCACCCCCGGCGGCUCCGGCGGCACCUCGGGCGGCGCUGGCGGCAGCGGCGCGGGCAGCAGCAGCGGCGGCGGCGGUGGCAACACCAUGCCCGCCUCGGUGGCUCACGUCCCCGGGGCAAUGCUGCCGCCCAAUGUCAUAGACACUGAUUUCAUCGACGAGGAAGUGCUUAUGUCCUUGGUGAUAGAAAUGGGUUUGGACCGCAUCAAGGAGCUGCCCGAACUCUGGCUCGGCCAAAACGAGUUUGAUUUUAUGACGGACUUCGUGUGCAAACAGCAGCCCAGCAGAGUCAGCUGUUGACUGGGUUAACCUCGGCGGCGGCGGCGGCGG
This is a messenger RNA of Peromyscus eremicus (cactus mouse), 1088 nucleotides long. RefSeq names its product Cbp/p300 interacting transactivator with Glu/Asp rich carboxy-terminal domain 2 (gene Cited2). Gene Ontology annotation, biological process: left/right pattern formation; sex determination; regulation of DNA-templated transcription. Gene Ontology annotation, cellular component: nucleus. The record is from RefSeq and is a predicted model, not a curated record. Bases 237 to 1058 code for a protein of 273 amino acids. NCBI's taxonomy places the organism in Eukaryota, Metazoa, Chordata, Mammalia, Rodentia, Cricetidae. The transcript has 2 exons.